UUAAUGAGCGACCUAAGUAAAGAUGGCGAUCGAGCAUCGUUGAACCUUUCCUUCCUCAGUGGCGCGUUAUCACUUUUGCUGUCUUUAAGCGACAUUUCCGCUCUUCCAGCUCAACUCGUUAUAUGAGAGAAAUGUAGUUAGCCCGGGACAAAAUACUUUCGCCGGGAUUAUAGCCACCGUAAGCGGACAGUCCCGCGUUGUAGCGCUGGUUGUGCCUCGCCGCCGUGCUAAGCUAGUUAUUGUCAUUGUAAAAUGGCUCCAGUGCAGAUUGGCGCUGACGGGCAGCUGGUGCCACUCGGGGGCCCGGUCGUGUCGGGCCCCCAGCCACCCCAACCUGGAGCUCUGGCCACACAUGGCAUUCGACUGAGUCUGCUGAUCGACUUUCUUCUGCAGAGAACCUACCAUGAAAUCACCCUCCUGGCAGAGUUGCUUCCAAGGAAAACAGACAUGGAGAGGAAAAUCGAGAUUGUCCAGUUUGCGAGUCGUACCAGGCAGCUCUUUGUGCGCCUCUUGGCCUUGGUGAAGUGGGCGAGCAAUGCUGGCAAAGUGGAGAAAUGUGCGAUGAUCUCCAGCUUCUUGGAUCAGCAGACCAUUUUGUUUGUGGACACGGCCGACAGGCUAGCGUCACUCGCCCGAGACGCCCUGGUGCAUGCGCGGCUGCCCAGCUUCGCCAUCCCCUUUGCUAUUGACGUCCUCACAACAGGCUCCUAUCCACGCUUGCCCACCUGCAUACGAGAUAAAAUCAUUCCGCCAGACCCCAUCACGAAAACAGAGAAGCAGACCACCCUCAACCAGCUCAAUCAGAUCCUGCGGCACCGCCUUGUCACCACAGACCUACCUCCCCAGCUAGCCAACCUCACAGUCGCUAAUGGCCGUGUGAAGUUUAGAGUGGAAGGAGAGUUUGAGGCCACGUUGACAGUGAUGGGCGAUGACCCGGAUAUUCCCUGGAGGCUGCUGAAGUUAGAGAUUCUAGUGGAGGACAAUGAGACUGGCGAUGGCCGAGCCUUGGUGCACAGUCUGCAGGUGAAUUACAUCCACGAGCUGGUACAAGCACGCCUGUGUGCAGAUGAGAAGCCUCUACAGGACAUGUACAACUGCUUGCACUCCUUCUGUCUCUCGCUGCAGCUAGAGGUGCUCCACUCGCAGACACUAAUGCUCAUCAGAGAGCGCUGGGGGGACCUGGUGCAGGAGGAGCGAUACAUGCCUGCAAAAUACCUGACCCUCACUGUCUGGAACCAACAGGUCCUGGGCAGGAAAACAGGUACAGCUUCUGUGCAUAAAGUCACCAUCAAGAUCGACGAAUCAGAUGGAUCGAAGCCACUGCAGAUCUUCCACGAGCCCCCUCUUCCUGCGUGUGACUCCAAAUUAAUGGAGAGAGCGAUGAAGAUUGACCACCUGUCAGUGGAGAAGCUUUUGAUCGACAGCGUUCACGCCCGUUCCCACCAGAAGUUGCAGGAAUUGAAGGCCAUUCUGAAGGGAAACAAUCCUCGUGACAGCUCAUUCAUUGAAACCGCUCUGCCCACACUCGUCAUUCCCAUACUGGAGCCGUGUGGUCGCUCGGAGUGCCUGCAUAUAUUUGUCGACCUCCAUUCUGGCAUGCUGCAGCCCAUGCUGUAUGGAUUAGAUCAGUCAAUGUUGGACGACAUUGAAAAAAACGUCAACGACGACAUGAAGCGCAUUGUGUCUUGGCUUCAACAACUCAAAUUCUGGUUGGGCGAGCAGCGCUGCCGACAGUCGGUGAAGCACCUUCCCACCGUGUGCACCGACGUCCUUCACCUGUCCAACAUGGCCAUACACCCAGUGGGCAGCUUGUCCAAACACAAACUCUUCAUCAAACUCACGCGACUCCCACAGUACUACAUUGUGGUGGAAAUGCUGGAUGUGCCGAGCAACCAGACGGCGUUGCAGUACAAGUACUCCUUCCUGUUUGUGACGCAGCUGGAAGGCGACGACGGGCCCAUGUGCGCGCAGCUCUUGCAGCAUUUCAAGCCCAACCUGGAGCACCUUGUGCAGGACACCGCGUCUCCACGAGGGCACCGGACUGUGUCUAAGAGAAAAAUGACUGGAGAGCAGGCAGAAUCCGAGCCAAAGAAGCCGAAGCGUUCGGGGGAGAUGAGUGCAUUCAACAAGGAGCUGGCACACCUAGUGGCCAUGUGUGACACCAACAUGCCUUUUGUUGGCCUCAGAACUGAGCUGUCCAACAUGGAGAUUCCAAACCAAGGUGCUCAAGUGGAAGGAGACGGCAGCAGUCACGCCAUCCGCCUGCUUAAGAUCCCUCCUUGCAAAGGCGUAGGAGAGGAGACCAGGAGAGCUUUAGAGCGUUCCCUCUUGGACUGCACUUUCCGCCUGCAGGGCAGGAACAACCGCACGUGGGUGGCAGAGCUGGUGCUGGCCAAUUGCCCCCUCAACAGCACCCAUAGCAAGGAGCAAGCCUCCACCCGACACGUGUAUUUGACCUAUGAGAACCCCCUGUCGGAGCCGGUGGGUGGUCGCAAAGUGGUGGAGAUGUUCCUCAACGACUGGAGCGCCAUCAGUCAGCUGUACCAGUGUGUGCUUCACUUCUCUCGGGCGCUUCCAGAGUUGCCGUCCUACCUAGGCCUGUUCUUGGAGGUUCGCCUGUACAACUUCCGCAAGCUGGUGCUGUGCUACGGCACCACCAAGGGCAGCUCCGUCACCAUCCAGUGGAACUCCAACAGCCAGCGGUUCCACCUAGCCCUUGGUACUGUGGGGCCGAACUCGGGCUGUUCCAACUGCCACAACAUCAUUCUUCACCAGCUGCAGGAGAUGUUCAACAAGAACCCCAAUGUCAUUCAACUCCUGCAGGUGCUUUACGACACACAGGCCCCUCUGAACGCCAUCAACAAGUUACCGACUGUGCCCAUGCUGGGCCUGACCCAGCGUACCAACACCGCCUACCAGUGCUUCUCCAUCCUGCCCCAGUCGCCCACGCACAUCCGUCUGGCCUUCCGCAACAUGUACUGCAUCGAUAUCUACUGCCGUAGUCGAGGCGUGGUGGCCAUUAGGGACGGAGCCUACAGUCUCUUCGACAACACCAAGAUAGUGGAGGGCUUCUACCCGGCUCCUGGACUCAAGACAUUCCUGAACAUGUUUGUGGACAGCAACCAGGAUGCCCGCAGGCGCUCAGUCAAUGAAGAUGACAACCCACCAUCACCAGUGGGCGUGGACAUGAUGGACACGCUCAUAAACCAGCUGCAGCCUCAGCCGCAGACAAUGAGGGCUGCCGGAGGAGGCGUAUACCCACCGCUCACCUCGCCGCCUCCAAAUUACCACGCCAACGUCACUCCUUCGCCGUCCAUGAUGCCCACGCAAUCGCCAGGUGCUCUGGACCCCAGCUCUCCCUAUGCCAUGGUGUCUCCUAGCCACAGAGGCCAGUGGCCAGGCUCUCCCCAGGUGUCAGGUCCUUCUCCUGGAGCGAGAAUCCACGGCAUGUCCCCUGGUAACCCUUCGCUGCACUCACCAAUUCCUGACCCUCACUCACCACGUGCUGGACCUAGCUCCCAAGUCAUGCCCACCAGUAUGCCUCCACCCCGCAAGCUACCUCAGCGCCCCUGGGCUGCUUCCAUCCCCACUAUCCUCACCCACAAUGCCCUGCACGUGCUUCUGCUGCCCUCGCCCACUCCCUGCCUGGUGCCAGGCCUGGCAGGAAGUUACCUCUGCUCGCCACUGGAGCGCUUCCUGGGUUCGGUCAUUAUGAGGCGGCACCUGCAGAGGAUCAUUCAGCAGGAAGCCAACCUUUCCAUUGUGAACUCUAACGAGCCUGGCGUCAUCAUGUUUAAGACGGAUGUGCUCAAGUGCCGCGUGGCUCUCAACCCAAAGAACUACCAGACGCUGCAGCUUAAAGUCACACCAGAGAAUGCGGGCCCAUGGUCCCAGGAGGAGCUUCAGGUGCUGGAGAAGUUCUUUGAGACACGGGUCGCUGGCCCCCCUUUCAAGUACAACACAUUGAAUGCUUUCACAAAGCUGCUGGGAGCACCCACGCACAUCCUCAGGGACUGUGUGCGCAUCAUGAAGCUGGAACUGUUUCCAGACCAAGCUGCACAGCUGAAGUGGAAUGUCCAGUUCUGCCUCACCAUCCCUCCCAGCGCUCCCCCCAUAGCUCCCCCUGGAACCAUCGCCGUGGUUCUGAAGUCCAAGAUGCUUUUCUUUCUACAGCUGACCCAGCGCGUUCCGGUGCCGCAGGAGCCCGUGAGCAUUAUCGUGCCCAUCGUGUAUGACAUGGCGUCGGGUCUUACCCAGCAGGCUGACAUCCCCAGGCAGCACAGCUCCUCCGGGGCAGCGGCGCUCAUGGUGUCCAACAUCCUGAAGAGGUUCAACGAGCUGCACCCCGCCAGACAGGGUGAAUGCACGAUAUUCGUGUCUGUCCACGAGCUGAUGGCCAACCUCUCCCUGCCGCCCGGCACGCGUCAAUAGAAGAACCAACCAAUGACUCCAUCACAGCCCUUACAGGAAAAGGAAGCACGAUGGCUGUGGUGUCUGGACGUUUUCAAACUACGACAUGUGGUUGCCAUCAAGGAGCCUGGUUAAAAACAUUGUGAAUGAACCACAUCAAGUGUUGGUUUUUGUUACAGGCUAAAGCUGAGCAGAGGAAGUAUAUUUUGCAUAUCAAUUAUAUUUUUUACCCCUCCUGGGUGCACUUGUAAACACAAAUAUCUAUUGAAAUGAAGUUUGUUUACAAAAAUAUGUACAUUGUUGUAUAUUUGAGUGUUUCUUUUAAAAUAGCCUUAUUUUUUGUUGUUUGUGUUCUGCCGAUUUGCGUUGUAUCAGGAGAUAUUAUUCCUUACUUGUCUUCCGACUUUUGUUGAGAGCUCUGUCUUGCAUUUUUACUUUCACUACAGACUACUGUGACAAAGUUUAUAAAGCCGGUUGUAUGUGUCAAGAUAAGAAGCCCGAUGGAAGGAUUUGUUACGAUCUGUCUGAACUUUUUACUAUUUAAUAAAUGAAGCAAGCAGGAGGAGGGUCUUCCACUGGCAGAGCCCAAUGUAUUGCAGAAAUUCAGAAUAUUUACUUUACAUAUAUCUUAAACUGUUCCUAUACAUCCAUAUAAUGUACAGAGUUUUAACUAGGUGCUUUUAUAUAAAUUAAA
This is a messenger RNA of Dunckerocampus dactyliophorus (ringed pipefish), 5104 nucleotides long. It is a transcript of the gene med14, whose product is annotated as mediator complex subunit 14. NCBI's taxonomy places the organism in Eukaryota, Metazoa, Chordata, Actinopteri, Syngnathiformes, Syngnathidae. The coding region runs from base 253 to 4431 and encodes 1392 amino acids. Gene Ontology annotation, biological process: regulation of transcription by RNA polymerase II. The transcript has 28 exons. Gene Ontology annotation, cellular component: mediator complex; core mediator complex. The record is from RefSeq and is a predicted model, not a curated record. Gene Ontology annotation, molecular function: transcription coregulator activity.